This is a messenger RNA of [Torrubiella] hemipterigena, 2005 nucleotides long. NCBI's taxonomy places the organism in Eukaryota, Fungi, Ascomycota, Sordariomycetes, Hypocreales, Clavicipitaceae. The record is from the annotation of a GenBank genome assembly.
CCUUGAUUGCCCAUCGCCUUUGCGUGAUUUGAUACUUGAACACUUUUCUUCUUUGGCAUUGCACAUUUUUUUCAUCCUGUCGCCGAAUUUCCAAUUCCAUCUCGGAGACAGUUUCUAAUUCAUCAUCUCCUUUCCUUCCGAAAAGAGAAACUCCGUCGGCCUUUACUUCUACGACAUAAUAGCGAGCGUUCCGAACGAACAAUCCUGAUUUCACCAUCUACAACAACGUGUACAUUCCUGAAAUAAUCACAAUGGCACCUGCAAACACUCUCCCUGCCUGGUCGGAGCUCAACGCCCACCGUGACAACAUCAGCAAGAGCUUUGUCCUGCGCGAAGCCUUUGCCUCCGACCCUGAGCGCUUCAACCGCUUUAGCCGCACCUUCACUGCUCCCGGCACCUCUUCCGACAUUCUUUUCGACUUCAGCAAGAACUUCCUCACCGAUGAGACUUUGGACUUGCUUGUUAAGCUUGCCGAGGAGGCUGGCGUUGAGCGCAAGCGCGAUGCCAUGUUCCGCGGUGACAAGAUCAACUUCACCGAGAACCGUGCUGUAUAUCACACCGCUCUCCGUAACGUUGGCGGCUGGGAGAUGAAGGUCGAUGGCGAGGAUGUCAUGGGCGGAGCUAACGGCGUCAAUGCCGUUUUGGACCACAUGAAGGAGUUCUCCGAACAGGUCCGCAGCGGCGAGUGGAAGGGUUUCACUGGCAAGAAGCUGACCACCAUCAUCAACAUUGGUAUUGGUGGUUCUGACCUCGGCCCUGUCAUGGUCACUGAGGCUCUCAAGUACUACGGUGCCAAGGACAUGACCCUCCACUUUGUCUCCAACAUUGACGGAACGCACAUUGCUGAAGCUCUCGCCAACUCCGACCCCGAGACCACGCUCUUCUUGAUCGCUUCCAAGACCUUCACCACGGCCGAGACUACCACCAACGCCAACACCGCCAAGACCUGGUUCCUCGAGAAGACUGACAACAAGGGCGAGAUUGCCAAGCACUUUGUUGCCCUUUCCACCAACGAGGAAGAGGUUACCAAGUUCGGCAUUGACAAGAAGAACAUGUUUGGCUUUGAGAGCUGGGUUGGCGGCCGUUACUCUGUCUGGAGUGCCAUUGGCCUCAGCGUUGCCCUGUACAUUGGCUUCGACAACUUUCACAAGUUCCUCAGUGGUGCCCACGCCAUGGACAAGCACUUCCGCGAGACUCCCCUCCGCGAGAACAUUCCCGUCCUUGGUGGCCUGUUGAGCGUCUGGUACUCUGAUUUCUUCCAGGCCCAAACCCACUUGGUUGCCCCCUUUGACCAAUACCUGCACCGAUUCCCCGCCUACCUCCAGCAACUGUCCAUGGAGUCCAACGGCAAGUCUAUUGCCUCUGACGGUUCCUCUGUCAAGUACACCACCGGCCCCAUCCUCUUUGGCGAGCCUUGCACCAACGCCCAGCACUCCUUCUUCCAGCUUGUUCACCAGGGCACCAAGCUGAUUCCUACCGACUUCAUCUUGGCCGCUCAGUCCCACAACCCUGUUUCUAACAACCUCCACCAGAAGAUGUUGGCAUCCAACUUCUUCGCCCAGGCUGAGGCUUUGAUGGUUGGCAAGACUGACGAGCAGGUCCAGGCCGAGGGAACCACUGGCGACCUUGUCCCCCACAAGCGCUUCCUUGGCAACCGCCCUACCACUUCCAUCCUCGUCGGUGGCUCUAUUGGCCCUGCUGAACUCGGUGCUCUCAUCGUUUACUACGAGCACCUCACCUUCACCGAGGGUGCCAUCUGGGACAUCAACAGCUUCGACCAGUGGGGUGUUGAGCUCGGCAAGGUCUUGGCCAAGAAGAUCUUGAAGGAGCUCGACGAGCCUGGAAGCGGCGAGGGCCACGACAACUCUACUGGCAACCUCAUCUCUGCUUUUAAGAAGUUCUCUAAGAUCUAAAAAAAUGACGGGCUUCUAAGAAAUGAGGGUACAUGAAACAAGUUCAGAAAGUAUACGUAUAGUAGUUGAUUAAUGCAAAGUGUUCUUUAUUC